GAAUGAGUCGAUAUCGAUCGUGAUUAUGGUCGAUAAUGUCAAUAUCUUCUUAAUAGUAAAACAGUAUUAAUAAAUUUAACUCUUGUUUAAAGAGAUAAAUAGCACGCGCGUGCAACGCGCGUCUGUAGUAUCUACAAGUUUACAAAUUAAAAUCUUCAUUUAUUCAUUUCUACUGUGCGAGACAAGAUUGUAGAAAAGGGGCAUUUCGAGACAUUUUUAUUGUUGGCAACACUGAACAGUUCCCGCGUUCAUUUCUCAGUUGAGUUCGGCUACGCGAAGGGAUCGGUGGUGCGUGUUUUGUGCUGUGAGUUUACUCGUUUCUUAUCAAUCGAAAUGCCUAGAUAAGACGAGUAUAUAUUCAUCAUUAUAUAUUCAUCAUUAUCUUGACAACGUUGAUGAUCGCAGAAUGGAGGACUUUUCUCUGUCCAAGGGAGUAUUUGCUUAUAAAGGAAAAUAUAAAAUUGGGAAAAAGAAAAAGAAAGAAGUUAUACAUCCGGAAUAUCUUAAGGCACCCUGGUAUAUCGCGUUUGAUGAAACGUGUCAAUACAUCGAUGAAGUUGUGGAGAAUGUUACAUCAAAAAUGUUCCAACAAAUUAUGUCCGAUUUGAUGUCUUUCGUGCGUGCAACAAAAUCAAAUUCAUUAAAUAUUUCAUCUCAGGAAAUAGCCACGGCUAUUUUGUUAACAGGAGUUAAUGUCCCUGAUCAUUGCAUACUUUUCGACACAAUUGUGUCCAGUCUUAGUAAGAUAACAUCGCACAUAGCAAUGGUAUGGAGCAGAGAAUGCAAUAAUUUGAAAACCAUCAUCCAGGAAACCGUAUAUCAACUUGUCUACAACUCAAAUGACGAUUGUAAAAUACGUAAAAGUCAAUGUACUAUGCGUGUUUUGAAAGAGUAUUUCGAAGAAAAUCACGAUCUGGAGGAUCCAUUAAUCAUAAUUUUGCCGGAUUUUGAAAGCUUCAUCACUGAUGUAUUACACGAUUUUAUUCUGGUGUUGAGUUCGUACAGGAGUACAUUAAAGUUUGUACUUAUUUUCGGUGUCGCAACCACGUUGCAUGCUGUACAUAAAUCAUUGACGUAUUACGUCACAUCUAAGUUGGUAGUGCAGGUAUUCCAUACGCAAACGCAAGUUAAAACACUGUCAGAUGUAUUAGAGAGCACUGUUUUUACUUCAACGAUUCCAUUUAAAUUGAUCGGUCGCGCGUUUCAAUUACUGACAGAUAUAUUUCUGUUCUACGAUUUUUCAGUAGAUAUUUUUUUACAAAAUUAUAAGUUGUGCAUGAUACAACACUUCUAUGACAAUAAUAUAAGCUCUCUUUGUUGUCAACCGAAAGACAUUAAAAAGAGAAUAUCUAAGCUUACUGAGGAAAAUAUCGCAGACAUUAAAAAUUUACCAUCUAUCGUUAAAUAUUUGAAGUCAUCCAGUGAAAUAUCUAAUGGAGAUGAAGAGCACAGCGAUAAAAAGAGCGAUAAAAAAUUCACGGAACUGCUAGAAAAGUUGUUAAACGAUUUUCACAAGUUUAUGGAUCGAUUUUUAAUUAUUUUGAGAUGUUUACAUUGUUUGAGUGCUACUUUACCAGGUUCGCCAAUGGGUAAACAGUUACGGGAAAUUUAUACCAAAGUGGUUUACAUAAACAAUCUCACAGAGUCCUCCGAAUAUAAAGAGUGUUUGAAAUUAUUGGGAUUUUUGUCGAAAGAGGAACUCCUCUCGAAAUUAAACUCUGUCAUAGAAAUUAUAAAGAAAUCUAAAGAUCCGGUUAUUGAGAAAAUAAAAAACGAUCUCGAUACUUACAUCGAGAUGAUUCAAGAAGCUAGUCUAAGCACUACAUCUUCCGAAAUCGUCAGCUUGGAGAAAAAACUUAGUCGUAUACAAUUAAAAGAGAAAUUACUUCAAAUGAGUCAGCAACAGUCGCGCACGGCUUACAAGCAGGCGCAGAUUGAUCUGAUCAAUUACCUGGACCAAAAAGUAUUUUCCGUUCACCUGAUCAAUCCGAAUCGCGUGCCGGCUUAUGAGAUAUUCUGCUACAGCGACGGGACUCAGGCAAAACAACAUAUUCGCGGCUCUUUGCGGGCUUGCGUACACAUGGGAUUGAGUGAUCCGCAGAUGUAUCUGGACUGCGCCUGCUGCAAAUUGGAGAACGAAGACGACAUUCUGUGCACGCUCCCCGACCUGAGUAUAAUUUAUAAGCUACACAAGGAGUCCGGGAAGCAGAUCAAUAUGUACGACUGGCUGCAGGCGUUUUUGACGAUUGUCGAUCCGCGAUCCCAAAGUAAGCAGAACAAAGACGACAUAGAUCCGGUAAUGCGAUAUCGAUUUUUUGAAGCGGUCACCUCCCUCGUAUUCCUCGGUUUCAUCAAGGUUUCUCAAAGGAAGCCAGAUCAUGUAAAGCGCCUUACGUAAUAAUAACAUCCGUAUUUGAUUGUUUACUUAGAGUGCUUGAGGAAAUUAUUAUAUAUGCAUUGUAUAUGAAAAUGUGUGUAUUUUUCAAUUAUUAAUAUUAUAUCAU
Molecule: messenger RNA, 2504 nt
Organism: Pogonomyrmex barbatus (red harvester ant)
Lineage: Eukaryota; Metazoa; Arthropoda; Insecta; Hymenoptera; Formicidae
Gene: Orc3
Product: origin recognition complex subunit 3
Biological process (GO): DNA replication initiation; DNA replication
Cellular component (GO): nuclear origin of replication recognition complex; DNA replication preinitiation complex; nuclear pre-replicative complex
Molecular function (GO): DNA replication origin binding
Source: RefSeq, a predicted model, not a curated record